AAAACGCAUGACCUCCUUCAAAAAGGGUCUUACACAAAAACGCGCUCCCCGUUUUGGAGAUUUAGGGUUUGCUUUUCUGUGCGGAAAUGGCUGAUUCUCCUGGAAAAAGGUAUUCGCGCUCUCCUUCUCCUUGGGAGGAAAAGGCAAGAUCUAGAUCUAGGUCAAGGUCUAGAUCAUGGUCAAGGCCAAGAGGAAGAUCCAGGUCCAGAUCAAGGUCGAGAAGUCAUGGGAGGGAUGAACCAUCUAAUCCUGGUGUCACACUUUAUGUGACUGGUUUAUCUACAAGGGUGACACAAAGGGACCUUGAGGAGCAUUUCUCAAAGGAGGCAAAGGUGAAAUCAGUUUUCCUGGUUGUGGAGCCGCGUUCCCGCAUCUCUCGUGGUUUUGCUUUUAUAACGAUGGAUAGUCUUGAGGGUGCUGAGCGUUGCAUUAAGCACCUAAAUCAGUCUGUUCUUGAAGGCCGCUACAUAACAGUGGAGAAGUCUCGGAGGAAACGCCCGAGGACUCCAACGCCUGGUCACUAUCUAGGGCUUAAGAACGCAAGGGGUGAUGGUUUUCGUGGUGACCGAGGUGACCGUGGUAGGUAUCGCGGCCGUGAUGACUACGGGCACCGAAAAUCUCCAAGGCGUUCACCUUAUCGAGGUGGACGAGAUUAUUCUCCUAGGCGCUCACCUUAUGGGNAAUGA
Molecule: messenger RNA, 686 nt
Organism: Nicotiana tabacum (common tobacco)
Lineage: Eukaryota; Viridiplantae; Streptophyta; Magnoliopsida; Solanales; Solanaceae
Source: RefSeq, a predicted model, not a curated record